AUGUGCUGCGAGGCGGAAUGGAAGAGGGAGAUCGUACCCGAUCACAAGUUCGACUUUAUCAACGUCAAAGAGUUCCACAGGACAGAUUUCAUGACUCGUUUAAAGUAUGUCUGGAAGUACAUCUUGAUCCUGAAGAACAUUGCGGUCUAUGGUCUAGAUAUUUUCACCGCAACCACUAUGAUAGUGUCAGAUCACUGGACCAACGCGAUUCAGUCAAAGUGUAGUGAGACAGACUCUGAUUGCGCUGUCGACGUGCAAUUCUCCAUCGCCAAGUGGAUAUUUGUCGGUUGCAUCAUGUUCUCCUUCCUUCUUCUCGGAUACGAAACCUACAAGGCUCAAAAGGUCAUCAGAUCUCGAGACAUCUCUUACGCGUUCACCAAUCUCAUGGCGAACGACUAUUACUCGAUCAAAUCAUACGACAUCUUUUGCCUCUUUUGUCAUAUCGACAGUUCGGCGAAAAAGACGGACGCCUUUGCGUUCUUCAUCUACUUCACAUUCAAGGACUGGAAACGAUUACUUCUAGCCGAUGGUCCACGUCAAUCUAUCAACGGUCUCAUCCUGUUCUCCUUCGCCCUCGCAAGUCACUUCCAGACAUCCAACCUGUCUGAAUACUAUGAUGGCUCACCGAUCACUGCCAUGCUGCUGCUUGCUAUGAUAGCGACCGUCUUGAUCUUUCUCGGUUCUCUCAUCCUGCUCAUUGUGGCUGCAAUCCUAUACGUGCCGUUUCUGUGCUACAUCCAGGGCAAUCUCAAGGAAUACGUCUGUCAUAAGGUUGACAAGAGAAUAUCCGAGCUCAUCAAACGGAAGCAACGAGACAGAAUACGCAAAGUCGCUGCGAUCGAGAAAAAGAUGGCUCAUGGCAUGUACAAGGGUGGAGGCAAGGACGAUGAGCUCGCCGCUGCUGCCGCCGCUUUCCCACAACCUACAUUGCCAAACGUCUCAUUGGAUGACGAUGACUAUGGGCUGAAGCGCAAGCUCGAAGCGGAGAGGAGGUCUGCUCGCGGCGUACGGCGGCAAAAGACCGACGUGGUGGAAUACGAGGUCUAUGGCUCAGACUACAACCUGCCGUACGAGAGCAACUUUAGCGAAAGGUGA
Kockovaella imperatae is the source of this 1095-nucleotide messenger RNA. RefSeq lists its product as hypothetical. The record is from RefSeq and is a predicted model, not a curated record. Gene Ontology annotation, cellular component: plasma membrane. Gene Ontology annotation, biological process: potassium ion transmembrane transport. The transcript is spliced from 10 exons. NCBI's taxonomy places the organism in Eukaryota, Fungi, Basidiomycota, Tremellomycetes, Tremellales, Cuniculitremaceae. Gene Ontology annotation, molecular function: potassium ion transmembrane transporter activity. The coding region runs from base 1 to 1095 and encodes 364 amino acids.